AUUGUUUUUCUAUGACAAUUUGUUGUCUCUAACCAUAGCGGUCAUAAACUAAAAACAGACCAUAUUCUCAUAGAAAUGCAGUGAGGGCUAUAAUAUUCGCCAUGUCUUCCUCAAGAAACGAGUUUCCCCUGGAAGCUCUAAAGGUUCAUGGACCCAAUUACCUAAAACAUGCCCUUACCAGUUGCACAGAUCCUUUGAAGGCUAUUGAGGAAUUCCAGGUCACAAAUGGAAUAUUACUGCCUUCACUCAGACCUAUGUUACCUCUUUUGGAUCUUCAUGGAGUGAGACGACUAGAUUUUCACAUGUCAGUUGUGGAGGAACUAAGGGAAAAAUUAAUAAACCACAUAAAUGAAAUAGGAAAGCAAGAAGGGAAGGAACGUGACAUGAAACUUAAAGAACUGCUAACCAAAAGCUUCCCUGUGGUCAAAGUCAAAGCCAUGAGGCCCAUAGUGAUGGCAAUAUUAAAAAAUACGCCUCAAAUUGAAGAUCACUAUCUGAAAGUUCUGGUUAGGGACAGGGAUUUGUACAAUGACACUAAUACUGAGGUGAAACGACAAAUCUGGAAGGACAAUCAGUCAUUGUUUGGUGAUGAGGUUUCACCUUUGCUGAGUCAGUAUAUUAGUGAAAAAGAGAAUAUUUUGUUUGAUCAUACAAAUCUUACUGCACUCUUCUUUGGACCUUCACCCAAGGUUCGUAGACAGGGCGAAGUUGUUCAAAAACUGGCGCACAUGAUCGGCAAUAGCGUUAAAUUAUACGACAUGGUGUUGCAGUUUCUCCGCACUCUGUUCCUACGCACUAGAAAUGUGCACUACUGUACCCUACGUGCCGAAUUAUUGAUGGCCCUGCACGAUCUUGAAGUGCAAGACAUCAUCUCAAUUGACCCUUGCCACAAAUUCACGUGGUGUUUGGAUGCGUGCAUUAGGGAGAAAAACGUCGAUAUAAAAAGAUCAAGGGAGCUACAGGGAUUCUUAGAUAAUGUUAAGCGUGGCCAGGAACAAGUCCUGGGAGAUUUAUCGAUGACGCUGUGUGAUCCAUACGCCAUCAAUUUCCUGGCAACGUCUGCCAUUAAAAUUCUACACCAUCUUAUUUAUAAUGAAGGACUACCCAGAGAUAAUACAAUUCUGAUUCUACUAUUACGAAUGCUGGCUUUGGGACUGAGUGCAUGGGUGAUGAUAGACUCCCAAGACUUCAAGGAACCGAAGCUCGAGAGCCACAUUGUAACGAAGUUCUUACCAGCACUUAUGUCACUUAUGGUCGACGACCAGGUACGACAACUGUCGGCCAAACUGCCGCCAGACGAACGCGAAGCAGCCAUUACUGUUAUCGAGCAUUCAGGCCCACUUCCUGACGCCAUCGAAGCUUACAUACAAGACAGUGCAGUUGCCAGUAUACUAGCAAUGUAUUAUGCCCUGCAUGUGGCGAAGGCGCGAGAUAGAGUCGGUUUGUUGCGAAUACUUAAUGUUUUAGCCAACUGUAAGGAUGAUCGUGCCUUCGAAGAUCCAUUCCUUCACUCGCUGGUAGCGCUGCUUAUUCACAACCCGGAUGAGUUCCAGGCGGCGGACUUCUGCACAGCCUUGUUCGACGAGCUGUUGUUCCCCGGUUUGUCGCGUGACAACGUGGUUAAACACCUGUUGAAACUGCUUUGGUAUGUGCACCACAAACUACCUGCGAACAGGUUGAACACGUUAAUGAAGGCUUUACAACCGACCCAUCAGCACGCUGAAAAGGUGCACGGUGUUUACAAGAUGCUGCAGGAUAAGAUUACGUCGCAAGAGGAAACUGUACCACCUCCAGAGAUGGACGUUGAUCUAAAUUCGCCACUGAUGAGUGUCCCUACUCCCGCUCCGUUUCAUCAUACGUUGUAAUUAAUUAAUCCAUACAUUGUAACAUCGAACUGUUUUAAUAUAAAAUUUUUUAAUUCGU
Aethina tumida (small hive beetle) is the source of this 1923-nucleotide messenger RNA. RefSeq names its product negative elongation factor B (gene NELF-B). Gene Ontology annotation, cellular component: nucleus; NELF complex. The record is from RefSeq and is a predicted model, not a curated record. The coding region runs from base 102 to 1865 and encodes 587 amino acids. The transcript is spliced from 6 exons. Gene Ontology annotation, biological process: negative regulation of transcription elongation by RNA polymerase II. Lineage: Eukaryota; Metazoa; Arthropoda; Insecta; Coleoptera; Nitidulidae.